Messenger RNA from Pistacia vera, 1338 nucleotides. RefSeq lists its product as uncharacterized. The transcript is spliced from 6 exons. Gene Ontology annotation, molecular function: GTPase activator activity. Bases 318 to 800 code for a protein of 160 amino acids. The record is from RefSeq and is a predicted model, not a curated record. NCBI's taxonomy places the organism in Eukaryota, Viridiplantae, Streptophyta, Magnoliopsida, Sapindales, Anacardiaceae.
UUUCCCGCCUCUCAAGUCUCACCUCCAGGCCGACUUCAUCGCUCAUCUGGAUCCAGAUUCUCCUCCUCCUCAUCGUCCUCCUCUACUGCUUCCGCCUCUUCUCGUCAGAUGUCGAUAUCUCAAACAGCCGCGUCAAAAACUCCUCCUUAGCUUCACCUUCCUCCGCCCCUCACCUCUUCCCUUUUUCCCUCUCUCCAGAGUGUGUGUUUUUGGGAAGUGGCGGCCUUGUCAGGAGGUGCAGCGAGAUUGCUGCAGUGUUUGUAGAUUCAGGGAGUUUCCAGCAGCAGCAGUUUGCAAUUUUUUGUGCUUGCCUGGGGAUGUUGCAGGUUGUUCUGGGUUGGCUGGUUGUUUUUGCUGUUUCUAUAGUGCUUUUGCUGGUUGGAAUUGCUGCAGUAGAUUUUUGCACUUUUUUGUUUGCAAGGAAGUUUUGGAGGGACAGAGGUUUCUCCAGAGUUGCAGCUUGUCUGCUGCAUUUGGUGGAGGUCUGGGAGAUUCUUGCAGCCUGUUCGGUGUUGUGUAAUAUUGCUAUAGGUAAUGAGAAGUCAAACAAGUUCUGGGAGGCAGAACUACCAUCAAAUUUUGACAGAAGUAGAAUUGAGAAAUUUAUCCACACCAAUUAUGAAGAGAAAAGAUGGUCUCCAAAGGGUGAAAGAGAACCAGCUGCAAAACCUGCUGAAACAAACCAUGACAUUAACAAGUUCCCAGAAGGUGUUCCCAGAAGGUGUCAAAGGUUGUCCUUCAAGAAAACCAAGGGCACUUUCUCGAGGAUUUUAUUUUUACUAAGCACGUGUCUCAAAUAACUCCUCCAGCAAUGAAGUCCCGGAGGCGAUCGACAGAUUUAAACAUGGUCAUUGCUUCACCUCUGCUAUCACCACCAUUGACAAAACUCAAUACACCAGCAACGAAGACGAAUGGAGUAUUUGAAUUUUACAACUUGCUUUAUGUCAGCAAUGGGAACAAGGAUCAUUCUAUUGUUCCUCCAUCACGUUGGGCCACUUUCGAUUGAGCAGAUUUGUCAGACUCAGGCCAUGAAACUAAUAGAGAUAUCCAACUAUCAGUUGCAGUAGAAGUCACUAAGUUUACAAACUGAGUGAAAAUCGCAUUGAUAUCAACAAGAAUUGGUGACUUUGCACAACCUUUUAGAUCAUAGUAAGUUGAACAAUGUUUCAAGAUUUCAUUUCCAGGUUCUUUGUUUUCCAAAAACAAAGAAAACAGAAAGCAAAAUCAUCAUGUAACAUUUUUGCAGCAAACUUUUUGUGAGGCUUUUCAAUACCUCUUCAAAACUACAACUACUGAGCAAACUUUUUCUAAUGCCAUUGGAAAAGUUAAAUUUAUUCA